AUGAUGGUUGUUACGGUGGUUGUUACGGUGGUUGUUACGAUGGUUGUUACGGUGGUUGUUACGGUGGUUGUUACGAUGGUUGUUACGGUUACAAUGGUUACGUUGGUUGUUACGGUGGUUGUUACGAUGGUUGUUACGGUGGUUGUUACGGUGGUUGUUACGAUGGUUGUUACAGUGGUUGUUACGGUGGUUGUUACGGUGGUUGUUACGGUGGUUGUUAGUGGUUGUUACGAUGGUUGUUACGAUGGUUGUUUAAUGGUUGUUACGGUGGUUGUUACGGUGGUUUUUACGGUGGUUGUUACGGUGGUUGUUAUGAUGGUUGUUAUGAUGGUUGUUACGGUGGUUGUUACGGUGGUUCUUACAAUGGUUGUUACAGUGGUUGUUACGGUGGUUGUUAUGAUGGUUGUUACGAUGGUUGUUACGGUGGUUUUUACGGUGGUUGUUACGGUGGUUGUUAUGAUGGUUGUUAUGAUGGUUGUUACGGUGGUUGUUACGGUGGUUCUUACAAUGGUUGUUACAGUGGUUGUUACGGUGGUUGUUAUGAUGGUUGUUACGAUGGUUGUUACGGUGGUUGUUACGAUGGUUGUUUAA
Molecule: messenger RNA, 591 nt
Organism: Knipowitschia caucasica
Lineage: Eukaryota; Metazoa; Chordata; Actinopteri; Gobiiformes; Gobiidae
Source: the annotation of a GenBank genome assembly